AUGGCCAGCCCACCGGCUGGGGGGCAACUUCCCCUCCCUAUCCAGAGCCUCUUCACCCCUUGCCCUGCUCCUCCAGCACCUGCCCCGGUGCCUCACGCUGACCCGGGACCUUCACCCCCGGCACCUUCACCCCAACACCUUAACCCCCAACCCCUUCACCCCAACACCUUCACCCCGGCACCUUCAACCCCGGCACCUUCACCCCCAACACCUUCACCCUCGGCACCUUCACCCAACACCUUAACCCCCAACCCCUUCACCCCCAACACCUUCACCCCGGCACCUUCAACCCCUGCACCUUCACCCCCAACACCUUCACCCCCGGCACCUUCACCCCCGGCACCUUCACCCCCGGCACCUUCACCCCCAACACCUUCACCCCCGGCACCUUCACCCAACACCUUCACCCCCAACCCCUUCACCCCCAACACCUUCACCCCCGGCACCUUCACCCCCAACACCUUCACCCCCGGCACCUUCACCCCCAACACCUUCACCCCCAACCCCUUCACCCCGGCACCUUCAACCCCUGCACCUUCACCCCCAACACCUUCACCCCCGGCACCUUCACCCCCGACACCUUCACCCCCGGCACCUUCACCCCCAACAUCUUCACCCCCGGCACCUUCACCCCCGGCACCUUCACCCCCAACAUCUUCACCCCCGGCACCUUCACCCCCGGCACCUUCAACCCCGGCUCACUUCCCAUUUCUGCCUGGACACAGUCCUGAGUCAUCCCACCUCCCCCUGACCUGGUCUGCCCCUUAA
This is a messenger RNA of Cynocephalus volans (Philippine flying lemur), 768 nucleotides long. RefSeq lists its product as uncharacterized. The record is from RefSeq and is a predicted model, not a curated record. Lineage: Eukaryota; Metazoa; Chordata; Mammalia; Dermoptera; Cynocephalidae. Bases 1 to 768 code for a protein of 255 amino acids. The transcript has a single exon.